Messenger RNA from Vicia villosa (hairy vetch), 679 nucleotides. Its product is annotated as photosystem I reaction center subunit IV B, chloroplastic-like. The coding region runs from base 116 to 550 and encodes 144 amino acids. Lineage: Eukaryota; Viridiplantae; Streptophyta; Magnoliopsida; Fabales; Fabaceae. The transcript is spliced from 3 exons. The record is from RefSeq and is a predicted model, not a curated record. Gene Ontology annotation, cellular component: photosystem I reaction center; photosystem I. Gene Ontology annotation, biological process: photosynthesis.
AACAACCAAACUAACACACUUCACUCACUCAAACCCUCCUCUCAUCUCAAAAAUCUCCAAUUCUCCCUUUUUUUCCAACUUCUAACGUUAGAGGAACACACACAGAGAGUUAUCCAUGGCUAGCAGUAGCAUGGCAUCAGCAGCUUGUGGAUUUGUCUUGUCCCUCAACGUUGCUGCCAACAACACAACCUCGUCACUCUCUUCCAGGAAUACCAUGUUGAUGUUUCCUAUAAAAUCCAACAAUAUUGCUGGUUCUAGACUUGUUGUCAGGGCAUCCGAAGAUACCCCCGAUGCUGCAGCCCCUACCGCCACUUCUCCCGCUGCUGACACAGCUACUAAGCCCAAGCCACCACCAAUUGGCCCCAAGAGGGGUGCUAAGGUGAAGAUUCUUAGGCAAGAGUCCUACUGGUACAAAGGAUAUGGUUCUGUUGUGACUGUCGAUCAAGACCCCAACACUCGCUACCCUGUCGUGGUUCGAUUCAACAAAGUGAACUACGCCAAUGUAUCGACAAAUAACUAUGCUUUGGAUGAGGUUGAAGAAGUUGAAUGAGACUGGUUUUAUUGUAUUUUCAACUAUUGUUAUGCUAUUGUUACUAGCCUAAGGUUUUUUUUCAUGUCAUGUUAAAAAAUUUGUAUCAUAUUCUCUUAUAUUUAUCUACCUCUUGAUUUCUAGAAACUA